CUCAGAGCUGCAUGGGGAGACGCCACUGCAGGUCCGGUUUCUUGGUGUCUGGUCGGUGCCAUCAUUUCCCCACCCCUCCCCCGCCCUCCCCCAGCUGGUGACUUACCCUCCCCCUCCCCCUCCCACCGAGGGGGCAGGGGGCUGGGCAUGGACACUCGAUAAUGCCCCAUGCAGCGUCAGUGCGGGGCAGCGGGGGCUGUGGAGGCAGCGCGAGGCGGGAGAGCAGUGCUGACCGCUGACCACUUGCCCGGCCGCUGCUCUGUCUCUCUUCCCUCCCGCCCUCUCCCUGCCUUUCAGGGCUGGCCCCACGGUCCCACCCCUCACCCCCCACCCCGCCUCCUCGGGCCCUCCCAGCCUCUCCACGUAAGCCCCCCUCCCACCUGCCUUGUCUCUCCCUCCCCUCCCCCACCCGCAUCUUCCUGCUCCUCCAGCACCUCUCCCUCUCUGUCCUCUUACCAAGUCCUCCCCUCAUCUCCCUCCCUCCCUCCGGCUGGCUUUCUCCUGCUCCCUUUCUGGGAUCCUCCCUCUCCCGGUCUCACCCCUUCCCCAUCUCACCCAACUCCCUUCCCCCUGCCUCGGGCCUGACUCCCCUGCCCCAUCCCUUCUUGCCCUGUCCCCUUUGUGUCCCCCCUCUCCAUCUCCCCUCUGGCUUUUUGUCUUUUCUCCACCUCUAACUCCCUUCAGCUCCAUCUCCCUGUCCCUUCCCCACUGCUCUCCUCCCCGCCCGAGGCCCGAGCCACCAUGCUGACCCUGGUGGCUGGGGGGGUGGUGUUCCCCGGACUCUUCCUCCUCUCCAAGAACACGCUCCAGCGGUUGCCCCAGCUGCGCUGGGAGGAGGCCGACGCGGUCAUUGUCUCCGCCAGGCUGGUGUCCUCUGUCCAAGCCGUCAUGGCCUCCACAGCUGGCUACAUCGUCUCCACCUCCUGCAAGCACAUCAUCGAUGACCAACACUGGCUUUCCUCCGCCUACACACAGUUCGCAGUGCCCUACUUCAUCUACGACAUCUACGCCAUGUUUCUCUGCCACUGGCACAAGCACCAGGUCAAGGGGCACGGAGGGGACGAAGGAGAGGCCCGGGCCCCCGGCAGCACCUGGGCCGUGGCGCGCGGCUACCUGCACAAGGAGUUCCUCAUGGUGCUGCACCACGCCGUCAUGGUGCUGGUGUGCUUCCCGCUGUCGGUGGUGUGGCGUCAGGGCAAAGGCGACUACUUUCUAGGCUGCCUGCUGAUGGCCGAGGUCAGCACGCCCUUCGUCUGCCUGGGCAAGAUCCUCAUCCAGUACAAGCAGCAGCACACGCUGCUGCACAAGGUGAACGGCGCCCUGAUGCUGCUCAGCUUCCUGUGCUGCCGGGUGCUGCUCUUCCCCUACCUGUACUGGGCCUACGGGCGGCACGCGGGGCUGCCGCUGCUCGCCGUGCCCCUCGCCCUCCCGGCGCACGUCAACCUGGGCGCCGCGCUGCUGCUCGCCCCGCAGCUCUACUGGUUCUUCCUCAUCUGCCGCGGGGCCUGCCGCCUCUUCUGGCCGCGCGGCUCCCCGCCGCCCUCGCCCGCGCCGGCCCGCGAGUGAGGCGGGGCCCGAGGACCCUGCCCGCCCCUCCGCCAGCCCCACCCCGACCCCCCGGGGACGAGGCUCUGGGGCUGCAGCGAGGGGUGUGGAGCCGGGAGCCUGGCCGCCCGGGACGGACGAUGGACUCCGAGGGGUGGGUGCAGGCCCGGGGCCCGGGGCGGGGCGGGUGGAGGGGCGGGAGAGGGCCUGGGCCCGCGGCGCCUCCCGCAGACCCGUCUCUGACCACAGCCCGGGCCCUGGAGAGCGAAGGGCAGCGGAAGGGGCGGCCCUUCCCCUCCUGGUACGGCUUGAGGGCGGGGGGGGGGCUGCUGGAGGCUCACGGGGACCAGGAACCAGAAGGCGGGGAGGCCCUGCUGCAGCUCCUCCCAGCUCCCUGCUCGGGGCGGGCGGCCCGCAGCGCCUCUCCGGGGGGCCAGCCUGGGGUCCUAUUUAUUCACCCACAUUCUCACUCGCCUGUCGGGGCGGUGGCUGCGCCCCCCGCCUUCCCAGCGCUGAGCAAUCCCGCAGGUGAGGGGCGGUCCGGUCCCUCCCCCGUAGGCUGCACACUCGCCCGCAGGCCCUGGCAUGUCCCUGGUGCUACAGACCCCCCAAGGCUUCCUCCAGUCUGGGGUCGGGGACCCCGGGAGGUGCUUCCAGACCGCUAAUAAAGACGAUCUGCGUGAACGCC
Molecule: messenger RNA, 2233 nt
Organism: Myotis daubentonii (Daubenton's bat)
Lineage: Eukaryota; Metazoa; Chordata; Mammalia; Chiroptera; Vespertilionidae
Gene: TLCD3B
Product: TLC domain containing 3B
Biological process (GO): lipid homeostasis; ceramide biosynthetic process
Cellular component (GO): membrane; endoplasmic reticulum
Molecular function (GO): sphingosine N-acyltransferase activity
Source: RefSeq, a predicted model, not a curated record